CUGUCUGCUGUCCGCUAAAAGGAAUAAUAAACCAGGCUAUGCUAGCAGGACGGGCAGUUAGUUAGCAGCGAAGAGAGCAGCAAUACGGGGAAUGUAAACUCGGGUGGACAGCAGACACAAGACAUCAGCGGGUCUUUACCUCCAGCAAUGAAACCAUUGAGUGUCGCAGCUAGCUAACGAUAGCACCGCCCGUCCCGACACACGGGGAUUUGAUGUGUUUGUUAAAACAGGAGCGACGGUAAAUAAAAGGCGACAUCAAACGGGGAAAGGGUUAGCUUGGUUUCAAUGUUAUUGUUAAUUAAAUCUCACAUUUGGUCACAAUGUCCUGCUCUGGAAACCUGGUUUGGGAUGUAAAUAAACGCUUAAUUGGAUACAACGAGCCUAACACCAUCAGGACCAACUACUUAGGUAGAAGAGAGUUUGUCCAGAGGCUGAAGCUUGAAGGGACGCUGAAUGUUCACGAUGGCUGCGUCAACACUAUUUCCUGGAACGAUACGGGUGAAUACAUCCUGUCAGGGUCAGACGAUACAUUUUUGGUCAUCACCAACCCGUACAACAAAAAGGUCAAAAAGUCAAUACGUUCAGGUCAUCGAGCAAACAUCUUCAGCGCUAAGUUCAUGCCCCACACAAACGGUCAGGAGAUCGUCUCAUGCUCAGGAGAUGGCAUCAUCUUCUACACGCACACUGAAAAGAGUCCCGAGUACAACAGACAGUGUCAGUUCACCUGCCACUAUGGGACAGCUUAUGAGAUUAUGACGGUACCAAAUGACCCCUACACUUUUCUGUCGUGUGGGGAGGAUGGCACGGUGCGGUGGUUCGACCUUCGCAUGAAGACGAGCUGCACAAAAGAAGACUGCAAAGAUGACAUCCUGAUAAACUGUCGAAGAGCAGCAACCUCAAUAUCCAUCUCACCCCUGGUGCCGUACUACCUGGCUGUUGGCUGCUCGGACAGCUCGGUGCGGAUCUACGACAGACGCAUGCUGGGUACCAGAGCAACGGGUAACUACAUGGGCAGAGGGACGACGGGCAUGUGUGUGAGGUUUGUUCCCACUCACCUGUCCAACAAGUCGUGUCGGGUGACUUCUCUCUGCUACAGCGAGGAUGGUCAGGAGGUGCUGGUCAGCUACUCCUCCGAUUACAUCUACCUGUUUGAUCCCAAAGAUGACCAGGCCCGCGAGCUGAAGGGCCCGUCUGAGGAGAGGAGGGAGGAGUUGAGGCAGCCUCCAGUGAAGCGCCUCCGACUACGAGGUGACUGGUCCGACACGGGGCCUCGAGCUCGCCCUGAGAGCGAGAGGGAGAGAGACGGAGAGCAGAGCCCGAACGUGUCGUUGAUGCAGAGGAUGUCGGACAUGUUGUCCCGGUGGUUUGAGGAGGCGAGUGAAGCACAAAGCAGCAGAGGGACUCGGCCUCAGACGCGACCCAGAGGAACAGCUGCUCAUCCAGAGGGGCCAUCAAGCGCUCCAGCUGCCCCGGCAGAUGACUCAACCCAGGAGCCAAGCACCUCUGAGAGGCCCACAGGUUCAGAUGCACCUGAGGAGCCUCCUAUUGCUGCCGCUGCCGCCCCCAUCGCCAUGCCUGAAUCCACUUCCUCCUCCUCCUCAGGGUCCUUAUCAACUGUCACAGCUCCUCCUCCUUCCAGCUCCUCAUCAGUAGAGAGUUCAGCCCCUUCCUCCUCCCCGCUCACCUCCUCGCCAGACUCGGAGCAAAGGAGUCAGGCAGACAGCACCGGAACUCCCACGCCAACACCCACGCCCACCUCCGAGCCGCCACUGUCAGAGUACGGUCCUCACCGGCUGCCCAUAAGUUUAGUGUGUAGGCGUUUGCAGAGGUUACUCCGACUGGCCGACCCACCAGGACGGGGUCAGCGAGCGGCCCCUUCUUCUUCCUCUUCUUCCUCUGCAGCUCCUGAGAGACAAAGUGCCGCUGAUGCUGCUGCUGCUGAGACGCAAACCCCUACAGAUUCCCCCUCGUCUGUGGUAAACAAACAGCUGGGAUCCAUGACUCUCGAUGAACAGCAGGGAGCAGCAGAAGCUGCAGGUCAAUCCACAGAUCAGCCUGUUUCUGCAGCAGUCAGCAGCGGUACUGAAACCACCUCCACCUCCACACCCACCACCUCCACCUCCACACCCGCCACCAGUCGGCCCAGUGCAGCAGAGCCAGUCCUCAGCCUGCACUACAGCUCAGAGGGAACCACCACCAGCACCAUCAAGCUGGACUUCACCGAUGAGUGGAGCAGCAGCACAUCCAGUUCUAUGGGCAGUGGAGGACCCAAAACAUCUGAGACUGUACAAAGCAAAGAAAGUGCUUCUACAGAGACUUCCCUGACAGAGCAAGCUUCGUCAGAGUCGACGGGACAGCAGAAGAGUGGGACAGCUUCUGUGGACCCACCCUGUGACGCUUCCUGCUCCAGCGCUCACACAUCAGCUCAGGCCCCAGCAGGGAGCUCUUCAGAGGUGUCUUCAUCACGGGAGCGAAGCCAGGCGGUGGGUACGGAGGACACAACAGGAGGCUGCAGGAGAGCAGAGCCCACAGGGGAGGAGGGGGAGGAGGGACAGAGCCAACCUGCACGAGGCAACCAGGAUUCUGAUGACAGCGAUGAUGAUCCCAUUCUCAUCCCUUCAGCCAGGUUCAGAGGACAAGGACAGAGAGGGUCUGCUGUAGGAGAUAGGAUGAUCAGACGCUCAGCAGCCGCUCGAAUCCAGGAGCUGUUUCGCAGGAGGAAAGAGAGGAGGGAGAUGGAGGAGAGUGAGACGCAGAAUAUCAGGAGACCUUCGGUCAAAAUGGUUUACAAAGGUCAUCGCAACUCAAGGACAAUGAUAAAGGAGUCGUGUUUUUGGGGCAACAAUUUUGUGAUGAGUGGCUCAGACUGCGGUCACAUCUUCAUCUGGGACAGACACACCGCAGAGCACCUCAUGCUGCUGGAAGCCGACAACCAUGUAGUGAACUGCCUGCAACCCCACCCCUUCGACCCCAUUCUAGCUUCUUCAGGGAUAGACUAUGAUAUCAAGAUUUGGUCACCACUCGAACAGACGCCAUCUUUCAACAGAGUCCUUGCUAAUGAGGUGAUAACCCGCAACGAGCUGAUGCUCGAAGAAACCAGGAACACAAUCACAGUCCCGGCCUCGUUUAUGCUCCGAAUGCUGGCCUCCCUCAAUCAUAUCAGAUCAGAUCGAAUAGAAGGAGAUCGCUCUGAAGGUUCUGGCCAGGAAAAUGAGGAUGAGCAGUAGCCUGCUGACAUUUUAUUUUGAAGAAGACUAUUUCUUCUUUUUGCUGUAUAGCACUUGGAAAAGAAACCCUGAGAUUUGUACAAGUUUAGUGUAGAAUACUUCUUUUGAAAUUUAGUGUAAUUUCUAGCCCCCUUGUGUUUUUUUAAGACGACUUUCUUACUGAUGUUUCUGUAUGAGGAUAAACUACUCGGUGUAAAUGCAAAAGGCAAGGACGUCAGUAUAUAUAUAAAUAUAUAUAUAUAUAUUAUUAAGUGUGAGAAUAAUGGUGGCUGGUGUGAAAGGAUGUUAAGUGCAAUAUUAUUUGUUAGGAGAGAGUAAGCUUCGAUCAGUGUUAACGUGUGACUUUUUGAAUUUGUAGCACAAAGCUAAGAGAUGUUGAUGUGCUGCCUGGCAGUUACACAUGACAACAAGGACUUCAAGUGAAACACGCUUUGAGAAUGCUUUAAUCUUAUUGUCGAGGAAACUCAAACGGGACAAGCUGUGGCUCUUCUGACAGGAACUCGUCAAUAAAUUAUAAACUUUACAGAAAAUCUGACAAUAAAUGAAGCUUUGGCAUCUCACCAAAGUCUGCACUUGAGCUUGGAAGCUUUUCUUCACUCACUGGUCCAACAAAGGGUUAACUCAGCAGAUAAACUCACUUCAACAAUAUAUUUUUGCAUUUUAUACUGUGUGCUGGAGUUUGCUUGCAAUUCUUGAUGGAAAAUUGUCUUUGUAACUUUAGUUUUACAAACUUUCCUUAUUUCUACCAUGUAAAUAACACAUUGCAUUGGUUAAAUACAUGAUACUGAAAGGUGUUGAAGUUUUAAAAGGUGGACAUUAAUCUGUCUGAUAUUGCAUAAACAGGGUUUUCAUCAGCUCUUUGGCGUUGAUCUUAUAAACAUUUUGAAAUAUUUGCCGUUAAUAAAAUGGUAAUGUGA
Molecule: messenger RNA, 4144 nt
Organism: Cheilinus undulatus (humphead wrasse)
Lineage: Eukaryota; Metazoa; Chordata; Actinopteri; Labriformes; Labridae
Gene: dcaf6
Product: ddb1 and cul4 associated factor 6
Exons: 21
Coding region: 321-3227 (968 amino acids)
Biological process (GO): positive regulation of transcription by RNA polymerase II
Cellular component (GO): cytoplasm; Cul4-RING E3 ubiquitin ligase complex
Molecular function (GO): protein binding
Source: RefSeq, a predicted model, not a curated record